Messenger RNA from Medioppia subpectinata, 1046 nucleotides. Lineage: Eukaryota; Metazoa; Arthropoda; Arachnida; Sarcoptiformes; Oppiidae. The record is from the annotation of a GenBank genome assembly.
AUGGGAUCAAAUGAAUUGAGACAUUUGCCAGAGGAAGAGGAAGAAGAGGCGGAGAAGACAAUGAAGAAGACACAUCGGCUGAGGAGUACGCAAAACAUACCACUGCCUCCCGGAUGGGAAGUGGCGGUGGACUCGGAGACCGGGAACACCUAUUAUGUGGACCACAACAGCAAAAGGACGCAAUGGUUUGAUCCCAGAGACAGACUCACCAAACCGUCCACUUUUGCCGAUUGUGUGGCCGAAGAGUUGCCCAUCGGAUGGGAGUAUUCAUUUCAUCCACAAAUUGGGAUCUAUUAUACGGAUCACUUGAGGCGAAUCAAUCAAUUAGAAGAUCCGCGGCUGGAAUGGCGAUCAAUUCAGAUGAAUAUGGUUAACAAUUAUCUACAACAGGCCAACGCACUUUUGGGUUUAGCCCCAAGUUUGCCACUCAUGGGAUCAAAUGAAUUGAGACAUUUGCCAGAGGAAGAGGAAGAAGAGGCGGAGAAGACAAUGAAGAAGACACAUCGGCUGAGGAGUACGCAAAACAUACCACUGCCUCCCGGAUGGGAAGUGGCGGUGGACUCGGAGACCGGGAACACCUAUUAUGUGGACCACAACAGCAAAAGGACGCAAUGGUUUGAUCCCAGAGACAGACUCACCAAACCGUCCACUUUUGCCGAUUGUGUGGCCGAAGAGUUGCCCAUCGGAUGGGAGUAUUCAUUUCAUCCACAAAUUGGGAUCUAUUAUACGGAUCACUUGAGGCGAAUCAAUCAAUUAGAAGAUCCGCGGCUGGAAUGGCGAUCAAUUCAGAUGAAUAUGGUUAACAAUUAUCUACAACAGGCCAACGGUGAUAUCGGCUCCCAAACAGAGAUUAGGGAUCGCCGGAGCAAAGGCUCGUCCAUAACCAUCAAUAGAGCACUUCUGGAGCAGUCAUUAGCCGACGCCAAGCAAAGAGUGGCGCAAUUGAAACGUGAAUUAGACGCCAAUUAUAACUUAUUGACAAUUAUUGAUAAAUAUUAUAAAAAGGGAGAGAAUAGCGAAGCAAAUGCUGUUGAAGUUUAAUAGUA